AGCACCCAUCAGGUGAGAACAAUCACCCUGAUUGGCCGCUGGGCGUAUAAAAGCAGCGUCAGUGCGACUCUCCCACAUGUUCAGUCAUGAUGGCUUCUCUCUGGUGCCGUGCUCUGCUCUUCAGCCUCCUCCUCGCCGCUUCCUCCGUGCACGCUGACAUGAAGUUGGACUGCAAGCCCGGCAUGGUGUCGCUGGUGUGGACGGAAGGCAGGUCCCGCGUCGACACCUCCAAGUUCCGCCUGGGCAACUGCCCCCCCACCGCCACCUCGGCCCGGGAGGCCACCUUCACCGUGGAGCUCCACGACUGCAACUUCAUGGCCAUGGUCACCGGGAGCCAGCUGGUGUACUCCAACGCCUUGACUUACCUGAGCGACUCCAAGAGCCACACCUUCAUCCAGCCCGUGGUUUGUGUCUUCGAGAGACCCAAGGAGUAUCACCCCAUCCUCUACGACCCCAUCUUUGCGUCCUCGGGCAGUUCCAACCUGGUGUUCCACAUGGCGCUCAUUGAACGGAUUUCUCCUGUCAAAACCUCGGCAUUUCUCCCGUCAAAACCUCGGGAUUUCUCCCGUCAAAACCUCGGCAUUUCUCCCGUCAAAACCUCGGGAUUUCUCCCGUCAAAACCUCGGGAUUUCUCCCGUCAACUCGUCGGGAUUCCUCCCGUCAACUCGUCGGGAUUUCUCCCGUCAAGACGUCGGGGACUCACAGCCUACCGAUCCCAGGGCGAACACUCUAACCACAAGGCCACUGAGCAGGCCGUCGACUACGAAAGCCGCAGCUCCUACUCCUUCUCAGUGGAGGUCCUCAACCCCACCGUGGACCCUCGCUUCCUGCGUCGAGGACCUUUUAAAGACCGGGCCUCAAUCAGAGUCGCGGUGCUGGAUGCUGACGAGCCGCCAAGGUUCUCCAGGGCCCGGUACCACAUGGACGUGUCAGAAAACUGCCCUCCGGCCUGCACCGUGGGCCGGGUCAGUGCUGUGGACCCGGACACUGGUCUGACCAACAACAUCAGGUUCUCCAUUGACCCUCAGUCGGACCCAGAGGCUUUGUUCCGUAUCACCCCAGACUCUGGCCUCAUCACCACGGCCAUGGAACUGGACCGUGAACGCGAGCACUGGCACAACAUUACGGUCAUUGCCACCCAGAGAGACAACCCCAGCCAGGUGUCCAGGGUUCUGGUUGCUAUAGAGACUUUGGACCUCAACGACAACGCCCCCGAGCUGGACAGGCAGUACACAACAGCCAUGUGCGACUCAUCUACCAUAGGGCAGGUGGUGCAGGUGUUGCGGGCGAUUGAUAGAGAUGAGGGCGGGAAUGACAGCUCCGUGUUUUUCAGCAUCCCCCCGGAGUCCGGCACCGCCCUCAACUUCAGCGUGAGGGACAGUGGUGGUCCCACCGCCAGCCUGGUGCUGCUCUCCCAGCUGCAGCCGCUGUCCCGCUCCUCGGCCUCCACCCUCACCCUCCACGUGCCGCUGGUCCUGAGAGACGGCACGUCGGGUCUGACCAGCACCGGCACGGUCACGGUGUCGGUCUGCCCCUGCCUGCGAGGCGGGGCCAAGACCGGGGAGAAGGGCAAACAGGCGGAGGGCGAGUGGGACUGGGAGAGAGAGGCGGUGUGUCUUCCCCAGCAUUCCACCUUGCCUUCACCCGGGCUCAGCACCGCCGCCCUGCUGGCCAUACUCGCAUGCGUGGCUACGCUCCUGGCGGUGAGCGCCCUGUCCUUGUCGCUGCGGCGUCAGAAGCGGGACUCCCUGUCGCCGCUGGAGGACGACGACGUGCGCGAGAACAUCAUCACCUACGACGACGAGGGCGGCGGGGAGGCGGACACGGCGGCCUUCGACAUUGCGGCGCUGCAGAGCGCCCCCCACAGCUCGCGCUCGCGUACCUACCGCACGCUGGACAGCAGGAACGUACGCUACGCCCAACGUGGCCAGGACAAAGGUCACAUGUACAGCUGGACUCAGAACCCGGGCGUGGACCACAACUACUCCGGCCCGGGUGGACCCCUCUAUGGCCGCCUGUGCUACAGCAGCCACACCUUACCAGUUCUACGCCGCGCACCGGGCGGAGCCUUCGAACCGGGCCUGGCAGAGCUGGGCUACCACUUUCCCGGUGGCCAGCCGGACCACUCGCUGGUCAUCCAGAACCAGGCCGCCAUGGUCGGCCCGAUGGACCCGGGGGCCGUGUACGUCACCCCCGCGGACCUCAGCGCGGGGAGCCGGACGGGGAGCCAGGCGGGCAGCCGCGACGGCACCGCCACCCAGAGCGGCGUGAGCACGUCGGACGAAGGGACGCCGCAGACCGGCGACAGCCAGGAGAAGCGGCGAGGGAUGAGGUCUUCCAGCAACUGCACCGAGGACAGCAGUGAGGACAGAGUCAACCACACCCAAGAUCUGGACUGGGUGCAGUCGGAGACCCUACCCAGGGAGAACAACCUGGUCCUGACGCGAUCCGGCUCCACGGGGGCCUGGAUGUGCGACUCGGCAACGCUCCCGGUGGCGGGUCGCAGGGCUUCCCGAGCCGGCGUGUCCACCAAAGGCGAGUCGGACUGCGGCGGAGGAGCUGGGACCGCCUCUUCUGACGGACAAGCCGGCAACGGACGCGGCAACUACGCCGCUGUGUUGCAGGGUGAGGCGCCCGGGAGAGGAGGACUGGAGAUGGGCAGCAACUUUGUUGUGGCAAGGCCAGAGAGAGAAGCUGGUGGGAUGUCUUUGACUGGGACUCCAUCGGUCUACCCAGACUCUGGGUUGAUUGGGGACUGGCGAGAUCGGGUGGGUUUGGGAGGUUAUGUGUUGGCAAGGAUGGAUAUGACCCCCCAGCUUUUACCCUUCGCAGGUCAACCUCGGGGAGCCUAUGGGGGCGUCGUUGGCUUUAGUCCUGGUUGGGGCCCAGGAAUGGAGGCAUCCAGGGGGACACCAGGUUCUGGGGGUCCCUCUUUGGCUCUAAGGGUGGGCGAGUUCCUACGCCUACGCCUGGCCCAGGUCACUUUUGACCCGUCCCAGCCGCCGUACGACUCCGUGCAGAUCUACGGCCUGGAGGGCACCGGGUCCCGGGCUGGCUCCCUGAGCUCACUGGAGAGUGAGGGAGAGAAGGAGGCGGAUAAGGAGGACUGGGGUGCCGGAUUGGAGGAAUGGGGACCCCAGUUCCAGAAGUUAGCGCAGCUCUUCAGAGACCACGAGAAGGAGAAAGAAACCAAGGAGCAAGUGGAGGACGGCGCCAAAGAAGAGACCGACAAGAGGAAGGACUGAAGGGAGACUAUGAACAGGAACAAAGAGUGAACAGACGGAGGGGAAGAAGCAGGACUAGAAGAACGUGAAGAGAAGUUAAAUGGAGGAAAGAUGAAGAGGCAAGGUAAUAAAACGAGACGCAGACAAAUGAGCCCAGGGAAGGAGAGGAAGUGAUUGAUGUAAUUUAAAGCAAUAAGCGUUAAAGCGCUGAUACGGCUGAGCACGGAAACCCGGUACCGUACAAAGGAUGACGGACGACUUGUCCAACGCGUGGGACAAAGAAAAACAAGCGGGUCAUAAAAGGACCGGUCCGGCGCGUGCGGUGGAACCUCCGUUUGCGAACCGCAGCCGAUCUCGGACAGGAGUCGUGAAUAGAAAAGUUAGUGUACCGAAACUAAUUCAUCCACGACGUAAACACAACCUGGCAGGCACAAGACAUUGAAACAACGUUGAUUGCACUUACAAGUCCUUUAAAUUUGUGAAUCUAACGUUGGAUCCACGUUGUUGGUUGGGAGAUUACCAAAAUUCAAUGGUCAAAACAACGUCAGAACCCAACAUUGAUUAAACGUCAAAAAGCAUGUUGUUUCAACGUUGUAUUUGUGUUGUAGAAUAUUGGUUGGGAAAUGACCAAACUUCAAUGGUCAAAUCAACGUCACAACCUGACAUUGAUUAAACGUUGUCAAAAAGCAUGUUGUUUUAACGUUAGGUUUGAGUUAUAGAACAUUGGUUUGGAAAUGACCUAAAUUCAACGGUCAA
Entelurus aequoreus (snake pipefish) is the source of this 3980-nucleotide messenger RNA. RefSeq lists its product as uncharacterized. The record is from RefSeq and is a predicted model, not a curated record. Gene Ontology annotation, biological process: adherens junction organization; homophilic cell-cell adhesion; calcium-dependent cell-cell adhesion. The coding region runs from base 87 to 3245 and encodes 1052 amino acids. The transcript has 13 exons. Gene Ontology annotation, molecular function: calcium ion binding; cadherin binding. Gene Ontology annotation, cellular component: catenin complex; membrane; adherens junction. NCBI's taxonomy places the organism in Eukaryota, Metazoa, Chordata, Actinopteri, Syngnathiformes, Syngnathidae.